Messenger RNA from Mangifera indica (mango), 3063 nucleotides. RefSeq names its product kinesin-like protein KIN-8B. The transcript has 16 exons. Gene Ontology annotation, molecular function: microtubule motor activity; ATP binding; microtubule binding. NCBI's taxonomy places the organism in Eukaryota, Viridiplantae, Streptophyta, Magnoliopsida, Sapindales, Anacardiaceae. The record is from RefSeq and is a predicted model, not a curated record. The coding region runs from base 556 to 2772 and encodes 738 amino acids. Gene Ontology annotation, biological process: microtubule-based movement.
UUUGAAGGAGGGGUGAACUCUUGUUACUGCAACACUCCAAAAACAUCUCUCUUGUUUUUAUGUAAUUCAAACGGUCAUAAUCAUUUCUUUCAGAGACAAAACUCUCCUCUCUCCUGCCCCAUUUUUUUGUUCUUCUCUUUCUUCAUUCAUUCAACGCGUUGCAUUACAUGCCUGUCAGCCACUACUCACUACUACUGCUACCAAACGCCCUUAACCGCCGCAUAAUUUCCUCUCCUACCUACAACAUCUAUCAGAUAUUAAUGCGUUGAAUUAAAUAUAUGUCUUCUACAUCUUAGAGAAAUUAUAAUUUUUAUGGAAUGAAGUAGACUCUUGAGCAUUAUCUUGGCUGAUACAUUGUCAAAUUUUUACUCGUUUUUUAGAUUGAAAAAUUCAUCCUCAACUCUGUUUUAUCUGGUCUCUGUUUUCUUGAUGGUUUUUUGUUUUAAAGUUUGCUUAGGGUUAGGGUUUACUACAUCUGCACUACGUUUUGUACGAAUAAGAGAUUCUUCAUGAUUUAAGUUUUACUUGAAUAAUUGAAAUCAAUGUUGAUGAAAAAUGCCGACUAUUAGUGCUCCAGCGACUAAGAAAACUACAACGCUCACGGUUGCUGUGAAAUGUAGACGGUUAUCGGAGAGAGAACGCGGCCAGGACAUUGUUAGAGUAAAUAACAAGGAGGUGGUUGUUUUGGAUCCUGAUUUGCCAAAGGAUUAUCUUGAACGCAUACAGAAUAGAACGAAGGAAAAGAAGUACAGUUUUGAUUAUGCUUUUAGUCCUGACUGUACAAACUUGGAUGUGUAUGUGCAAUGUAUAUCUUCUGUGAUCUCUGGGGUUGUUCAAGGUCUCAAUGCAACAGUGUUUGCAUAUGGCUCAACUGGGAGUGGUAAAACAUACACAAUGGUUGGGACAAAGAGUGAUCCUGGACUCAUGGUUCUCAGUAUGCAUCGAAUUUUUGACCUUAUUGAAAAGGAUAAAAGUUCUGAUGAAUUUGAAGUUACUUGCUCCUACCUGGAAGUUCACAAUGAAAUUAUCUAUGAUUUGCUUGAAAAGUCGUCAGGUCAUUUGGAACUCCGAGAGGAUCCAGUUCAUGGAAUGGUUGUUGCUGGCCUGAGAUGUAUCAAGGUCCACUCAGCGGAUAAGAUUCUUGAACUUCUGAAUUUGGGGAAUAGUCGACGGAAAACUGAAAGCACUGAGGCCAAUGCAACUUCCUCACGAUCACAUGCAGUUUUAGAGAUUACUGUGAAGAGAAGACAGAAAAACAAAUAUCGUAAUCAAGUAAUGAGAGGAAAACUUGCUCUUGUGGAUCUUGCUGGCAGCGAACGAGCUUCUGAAACAAAUAGUGGAGGGCAAAAGCUAAGGGAUGGAGCCAAUAUUAAUCGUUCUCUUCUAGCUUUAGCAAAUUGCAUUAAUGCUUUGGGAAAACAACAAAAGAAGGGACUGGCUUAUGUUCCUUAUCGGAAUAGCAAACUGACACGGAUACUAAAAGAUGGUCUCAGUGGCAAUUCUCAAACUGUUAUGGUAGCAACUAUAUCACCAGUUGACAGUCAAUAUCAUCACACUGUGAAUACCCUGAAAUAUGCUGACCGGGCAAAGGAAAUAAGAACGCAUGUUCAGAAAAACAUUGGCACAGUUGAUACCCAUGUUUCAGACUACCAGAGGAUGAUUGACAAUCUUCAGAUUGAGGUCUGUCGGCUGAAGAAGGAACUAGCUGAGAAGGAAUCACAGCUAAGUAUCAAACCUGCUGAAAGAGCUGCAGAUGAUGAGCUGUCUUGGUUGAAUAUUUUGAGCCAUGAAAUCAGUGAAAAUGUCCAGGAACGGAUAAAUUUACAGAAGGCUUUAUUUGAGCUUGAGGAAGCAAACGUCCGUAUACAUUCUGAACUCCAACAUCUUGAUGAGGCUAUUGCAAAACACCAGGCUAUCGAAAGAGAUGAAGCAGUUGUGGAGGCUUUGAGAGCAAGGAGGCAAGUAAUUCUUGAUAACAUACGUGACAAUGAUGAAGCUGGUGUCAACUAUCGAGAGGAAAUUGCAGCAAAUGAGAGUCAUCGGUGUGAACUCCAAGACAUGAUUGAUGAAGCCAUCAGUAACAAUGGUAAUAAAACCUACUUGCGCAUUCUCAGCCAAUAUAGAAUCUUGGGAAUGGCUAACAUUGAGCUUCAGUUUGAAAUGGCAUUGAGGGAUCAAGUCAUUCACAACCAACGGGAAACACAGAGGAACCUGUGGAAAUUGCUCAUGACAUCAGGAAUUGAUGAAAAACAUCUACUGGACCUUGCAGCCAAGCAGGGAAUAACAAUUGAAGAUUGGACAACCACUUCUCGUGUGGGGCUUUCAAAUAAUCAGCAGUCACCAAAUUUAACUGAUAUUCUCCUGUUGGCAUAUCUAAUGCUGAAAAAAGGCAGCGAGCAGUGGAUUGGUGGCAGGCCAGUUUCAUGGUGUGGCUCUCCUGGUGAAAGUCCUCGAGACAUUUGCAAUUCUUGUCCAGAUAUCAGAACUCAAGCUUUACCUUAUAAAGCUAGCUCUGUAUCAGCUUCCUCUUGCAGUGUAGAUUUUGGCCUGCGCCAUAAGGAUAAUUGGAACCUUACUCGGAAGCAAAAUCUGUUUAAAGGUGGAAUACCUCGAGUCGUUGGAUUUAAUCCAACAGAACAAGAAUCUGGCAUUUGUCGAUCUAACCAUGUGCUUCAGAACACCAAAACCCUGAACUACACUCAUUCUUCUUGCAUUUCUUCAUUUAGCAGCAGAGGGGCAAUCCCUUCUGUUUGCCAUAGCCCUGAAACAUGAGGCCGCCCUUCCAGUUUUGUAUAGUCUUGUAUGUGUUUUCCUCCUCUUUCCAUUCUAUUUUUUCGCUGCAGUACAUUUACAAAACAUAAAUUGAGUAUUUUGUCUUAGGGUUUAGUUGGAAUGAGCAGGUGAUUCUUUCAUUUCCUUUGCAGAGGAACACUGCUUGUAAACUUUUGUAAGAUGUCUCAGCUGAAAGCGAGAGCAUCUUUGUAAUUCAUAGACCCCUCCCACCCCCAAUCAUACGAAGAGAUGAACAGUUCAGGUAUAGUGAUUUUUGAAAAUUAGCCAGUA